AUGCCCAUUUCCAAAAGUUUUCGUCUAACAUACCAACAACGCCGCACAUUAGUUUCAACUCUGUUUGGCCUCACAUUUUUUGCGUCUGUAUUGACGGUUUCUGCGUCCAACGUGCUACCAUGUCCCGUUCGACCUGACCGGAGCCGAUACGGAGAUACGGAGGGGAAAGCAGGGGGAAAGAGGCCUGCACCGGUGGUGGAGAAGACACCAAGAAGGUGGAUACAGGAGAGGCCCUCUUCGGAUGAUACACCAGCUUAA
This is a messenger RNA of Suillus discolor, 258 nucleotides long. RefSeq lists its product as uncharacterized. The coding region runs from base 1 to 258 and encodes 85 amino acids. The transcript has a single exon. The record is from RefSeq and is a predicted model, not a curated record. Lineage: Eukaryota; Fungi; Basidiomycota; Agaricomycetes; Boletales; Suillaceae.